Messenger RNA from Rhipicephalus microplus (southern cattle tick), 1975 nucleotides. Its product is annotated as cathepsin D. Lineage: Eukaryota; Metazoa; Arthropoda; Arachnida; Ixodida; Ixodidae. Gene Ontology annotation, cellular component: lysosome. The record is from RefSeq and is a predicted model, not a curated record. Gene Ontology annotation, biological process: proteolysis; cell death. Gene Ontology annotation, molecular function: aspartic-type endopeptidase activity.
GAGCGCCAUCACUUGGUUCUCCCACCGCAACAGACUGCGGAGUCGUUUCUCGGAUUCAGUUUUCCGCUCUCGUUCAAGCGUGUGCGCGGAUUCACGGCCCUAGCCAUGAGCCCCCUGGGCAUAACCCUCCUCCUCGGACUGCUGGGGGUGUCUACCGCGCAGUUCAGCAUUUCUUUGUGGAGAAACAAGACAGACUUUGAACCGAGACGCCGAACGUGGUUGGACGCGGCUGCUGUGAUUCCGGAAGAAUUGGAAAACGAAAAGAACCUGCAUUAUUACGGACUCAUCGGCCUUGGAACGCCCCCGCAAUCAUUCAAGGUUAUCUUUGACACCGGUUCUGCGAAUCUUUGGGUACCAUCGGUCAAAUGUCCCGAUACUGAAGACGGCUGCAAGGACAAAAAGAAGUAUGACAGCUCCAAGUCAAGCACUUACAAAGCAGACGGCCGCAAGUUCCGCAUCGAAUAUGGAAGCGGCAUUGUCGAGGGAAUCUACAGCACCGAUGUUCUAACCAUUGGAAAUGGCAAGGUGAACCCGCAGACGUUCGCCGAGGCCACAAAGGCCCAAGGUUCUAUCUUUAAAGCGGCUAAGUUUGAUGGACUUUUGGGUCUCGGUUACCCAGCUCUCGCCGAAGACAACGUCGUGCCAGUGUUUGACAACAUGAUGAAGCAGAACCUUCUACCCAAGCCGGUAUUCUCGGUCUAUCUCAACCGAGACCCCAAGGCCACCCCUGGAGGAGAAAUCUAUUUUGGUGGAAUCAACUCCAACCGCUAUACGGGAAGCAUCACCUACACAAGCGUCACUAAGAAGAGUUACUGGCAGUUCAAAAUGCAAGGCAUGCAAGUCAAGAAGGACAAAACCUUCUGCGUCGGAGGAUGCGAUGCUGUGAUGGACACGGGAAGCUCUUUCAUCGAGGGCCCUAGGGAUGAGAUUGAGCGGCUGAACAAAUACCUGAGAGCCACGGAGGAACCUGCGGGAGAUUGGCGUGUAAAGUGUGCCAAUAUUCCGAGAAUGCCGAAGAUUUCAUUCACCAUUGCUGGAAAGGAGUUCACCAUGACCGCCGACCAAUACAUAAUUCAGGUUCAAGGUUCGAAGAAAGUGAAGUGCUACAGUGGCUUUGCCGUGUCAGACACUCCUACGAAGAAAUUCUGGGUUCUCGGUCAGGUGUUCAUCGGCAGCUUCUACACCAUCUUCGACAGGGGCAGUGACCGCAUUGGAUUCGCGACCGUCGCCUAAAUGGCACUUUCAACUACAAGGAAAAAUAGCUGAUUGGAAUGCCGUAUGCCUACAAUUCUAUCACAAAAUACAUCGUAAUUGAAAAAAGAAUGAAAGAAAGGAAAGGAGAAAGAAAGAAUAAGACAGAGAUGGACCGACAGAAAGAGAGAGAUCUUUAAAGCGAGGCUAAUACAAUAAGUGAGGUCACAAGGACUAUAUAUGUGUUUUUAGAUUUCUGCAGCAUUAAAUACUCGAACAGUGUGAAACUAUAAGAAGCAGAAAGUUGUUGGUGCAUAUCUCAUUUGUAAAAAGAUCAACAAAACACACAAUAUUUUAGCACACGUUCGGCAACAGUUGAAACAGGUGAAACGGCUAUGAAGCGAUGCAUACGUCGUUCUUCAUCUCAGCCAUGGCCCAAGACGCAGACGAGUCUUGAAGAAACUUUCCUGAAAACUAUUUUAGACAAUGUGCCACUGCGAAGCACUGGACUUCUAUGAGCACUGGAAAAUGAAGUACAUCUUUCUUUCUUACCGAGGCACAUGGAUGCUUUUUUCCAUCCACUUUUAUCCAAUAAAAUUUAACCUGUAAUACCUCUUUGCAUAUUUCUGGCUGUGCAGAAUGAGAACGGCUCUUGCAUUCUGUGAACUAUCAGAUUUUCCCGAGCGGAGGCAAGUUUUGUGUGACAAGCGUAGAAAGUUCACGCUCAUUUUAUUGUAUUCUUUAAAAAACGAAGGGACGGAGAUAAAGUGAUUCUUUUAUGGAA